Molecule: messenger RNA, 7349 nt
Organism: Alligator sinensis (Chinese alligator)
Lineage: Eukaryota; Metazoa; Chordata; Crocodylia; Alligatoridae
Gene: HS6ST1
Product: heparan sulfate 6-O-sulfotransferase 1
Cellular component (GO): membrane
Molecular function (GO): heparan sulfate 6-sulfotransferase activity
Source: RefSeq, a predicted model, not a curated record
AGCCGCGGGGCGCCCCCCCGGCGCGGCGCGGCGGCCGAGGCGCCCGACCUCUUCCCCACGCCCGACCCGCACUACGUGCAGAAGUACUACUUCCCCGUGCGCGAGCUGGCGCGCGAGCUGGCCUUCGACAUGAAGGGCGACGGCGUCAUCGUGUUCCUGCACAUCCAGAAGACGGGCGGCACCACCUUCGGCCGCCACCUGGUGCAGAACGUGCGGCUCGAGGUGCCCUGCAGCUGCCCGCGGCCCGGCGCCGACAAGGACACCUGGCUCUUCUCGCGCUUCUCCACCGGCUGGAGCUGCGGGCUGCACGCCGACUGGACCGAGCUCACCAGCUGCGUGCCCGGCGUGCUGGACCGCCGCGACAGCCCCCCCGCCAGCGCCAGCGCCAGCGCCGCCAAGGCCCCCAGAAAAUUUUACUACAUCACACUGCUGAGAGACCCUGUGUCCCGUUACCUCAGCGAAUGGCGACACGUCCAGCGAGGAGCUACGUGGAAGACUUCCUUGCACAUGUGUGAUGGUCGGACACCGACCCCUGAAGAGCUGCCAUCAUGCUAUGAAGGCACGGACUGGUCAGGGUGUACGCUGCAGGAGUUCAUGGAUUGCCCGUAUAACUUGGCCAACAACCGCCAGGUGAGGAUGUUGGCUGACUUGAGCUUGGUGGGCUGCUACAACAUGUCUUUUAUCCCUGAGAACAAGCGAGCACAGAUCCUGUUAGAGAGUGCAAAGAAGAACCUUAAAGACAUGGCUUUUUUUGGCCUGACAGAGUUCCAGAGGAAGACUCAGUACCUGUUUGAGAGAACUUUUAAUCUGAAAUUCAUCAGGCCCUUCAUGCAGUACAACAGCACAAGGGCAGGUGGGGUGGAGGUGGACAACAACACCAUCCGGAGGAUUGAGGAGCUUAAUGACUUGGACAUGCAGCUCUAUGACUAUGCAAAGGACCUCUUCCAACAGCGCUAUCAGUAUAAACGGCAGCUGGAGAGGAUGGAGCAAAGGAUAAAGAAUCGGGAAGAGAGGCUUCUUCACCGAUCCAAUGAAGCACUUCCCAAGGAAGAGACAGAAGAGCAAGGACGCUUGCCCACUGAGGACUACAUGAGCCAUAUUAUAGAGAAGUGGUAGCAUAGGCAGACUUUUGUACUGAUGAGAUUCUAGGGUUUCCAUUACAAAAGAUCGUGGAAGUAAAAAUACAAAAACCAACACAAAAAAGUCUUUUAUUUAAGUGAGCCUGUAAAACAGAAGGUAGAAUGCUUCUUUGAACAAAGGGUCUUUUUACUGUUUCUUACAAGACCAUUGAGAUUCUUAAAAAAAUAAAUAAAUACAUAAAAAAUAAAAAGGUCAACAUUAUAACUCAGACUUAGAAAUGCGCACAUGCAGCUACCCGCUUUGGAGGCGAAAUACAAUGUAAUGUUUCUUAUCCUCCCAAAUUAAAAAAGAAUAGAUGACAGAUGUAGGAUUCCCCCACUUCCCCGUGUUUCCCCUCAGUACAAAGACAUCUGUGUAAUUUUAAAACAAAACAACAAAAUGAGGGUUUUUCUUUUGUGGUUUUUUUGGAGGGUGGAGGAGGGGAAAUUGUUUUGUUUUCUUCAAGUCAGAGUAAUGGUGAAGUUGAUUGUGUGCUAUGCGGUCGGGCUAUGAUUUCACCACAGGGGCAGCUGCUCGGAUUCAGAUGGCAGCCACUGCCAGGAAAAUGGAGCAUAAUGAAAACAAGGACAGCAGAGGAUGAGAAACAUUAAAACAAACUUUCUCUGGCCUAGGAUAUACACUUAGCACAGCGGUUUGGAUGCAUUGCACUGGUCUCACACUUCUCAACAUCACUUUACCAUAGUAACAACAUUUAGGGAAUUCAUUCACAAACAUCCUCCACGUUUGCUUCAAACAGUCUCCAAUGCAAGAAAAAAAUCUCACCACAUUCCUUGUAGAGAGAAACAUGCACCCAGAUACAACCUUCUCAUCCCCACACAUGUGCAGUACGUGCGUUUAAUCCAUGGACUUUGUCAAUACCACGUGAAAAUCCUUUUCUUCGAUGUGAAACAAGUCGAGCUAAGAAAGUAGGCAGCAUCACUCCCUCCCAUCCCCACAGCAGGAAGAAGUUCCCAUGAGUACUCAGCUGGAAGGUAGGGGAGGGUGCACCUCAGCACCUUAGAGACUAACUGGUUGGGAGAAGCAAGCUACUUUAUCAGAUGUUUGUAACAAGUAGGUUAAUGCCUACAAAUGCUCAUGCCGCUCUGAACUGGUUAGUCUAAUAUGCUGCCCUGCCUUCUGCCUGACUUCAGACUAACAGAGUUAACUAACCACUUCUGUGCACAAGCACUUGGUUGUCAGUGGCAAUAUGGCUGAGGGGUGCUUUUAACAUUGGUGUGAAAAACAAAUCUUAAUUACAGUGCACCCAUUUACUUACCUGUGGCCACAGUUUCAAAAUGUUAUUAAAAAAAACCCAUUGGUGAUAUCCUGCUUCCAGGGAGGUCAGUGGGCAAAGUUUUGCUGAUUUUGCUGGGGGCAGGACAGGGCUCUGUGCCAGGGCUCUGUGAUUUCUUGCCAUUGCUCCAAAUGAAUUGCUUAGCAGUGCACAUGGUCCUUUGGCAGGGUGCUUUCUCUCUAAACCUUAUGCUAAAUGAACAAGCUGCACUCCUCAAACUGGAAUGGGAGAUCAUCAAUAACAGUUUUCAGUCCCAGGCCCUGCUUCGGCCAGGGCCAUUCUUCUUCACGUGCUUUUUUAGGGUGUCACAAAAUGACAUUCUCCAGUGUGGGCUCAGCUGCACCAGCUUUUCGUGUAAACUUCAAUUCAGAGACGAGCCAGGGCCUUUUUAGUGCCCCAUCCCCAGCUCUUUCGGCUAUGAUCUGGUUUGUUGUUAUUCUAAGCACUUCUGGGUUUUGUCUGAAACAUGGAAAUGAAGCAAGUUUUGUCUGCUUCAUGCAUCACCCAUUAUUACUUUGCUCCAAGACCCAAACCAGCUCUUGUUUAGGGUGAAGUACAAAUCAAAUAGAAGACAGUUUGAUUUUCAAAGACUGCGUUAACUGCAGAUCAGAUAUGGCUCUGAAAUCACAGGUGGGAAGGCAGAGAGCUUGAUGUAUUCAGCUCCAGCCUGUCAUUUUUACAGAGUGGCUCUUUCUCCUCACAGGAGCGCACUGAAGUGUCACUCGUGUUGUAUUUUAAUUCUCUCUCUGCCUCUGUGCCCUGCUACCAGCGCUCCAGAAAUCAAAUUGAGUUUUGCAGAAGAGGGGGCUGCCUGAACUGCAGGGACUAUCUGGUUUCCUCUCAUAUACCCUGGUGCUUUGGUAGAUGUUUUUCUCCAAACACAAUGGAGAUGGUAGGAAGCAUGUGGACCAGAAACCUGGGCAGCACUUUGUAUUGACUUGCAGUCCAAGUUUUGUCUGAGCCAAAGCCUGCUGAAGUCACUGGGAGCCUUUCCACUGAGUUCAGUAGGUUUUGGAUCAGGCCCUUCCAGCUGAGAUCACCAGAGCUUCUGAGCAUGUGCUUAACUGUCAGUAGAGCAAAGAGUUCAGGCCUUUUCUGAACCAGGCUGUUAAUCGCUACCUGCCAGUGCUGUCCUCGUUAUGGGUCUAUUGGUGCUUCCAUUAAGACCUGGCUCCUGUUCCCCAAGGUGUGUAACUUGGCCAAGAACAUUUGCUACACGCUGAAAGCUGGGAAGCAAAAGGGAGUGCUCUUCAGUUGUUGCUUUGGGGCUGGGGGUGUUACAACCACACUUCAUCUCUGAAUUCCCAGACCUGGGAGUAAUAACGUUGCUCAUUCCCAGUGUGUUGCUGUAACUAAAGAAAACAUUUAUUUUUUUAAAAAUGCAGUUUUACAGGCUGUUUAUCCACAGACCCAAACACGAGAUAUAAAAAGCAUAUGCACAGUAUUAAACUUUACCCAAAGGCUUUUCACUGUGCAUUCAGUGUUAUGGAUCUAUAAUGCACAAAUGGUUACUACAGCUAAUCCGUAUUCAAAGCGCACAUCAGAACAGCUCCAGAAGCAAGCAUGCUGUGAAUGCUCAGGCGGUACCAUAUACACUAGUACUGAGUUUCAAAAGCAGUUCUGUACUGAGGGCCUAGUUCUGCUUUCAUUGACAAAAGGUUGACAAAUGAAUGGGGUCGUGCCACCAAGGCUGACAGCAGAACUUGGCCCAGGGCUCUCUUAAGUUCUUUAUUACAGGCCCUUAGUAACCAGCUGAGCUCUCGGAUCUGUCUACAGGUUCUCAAUCAGGGGGAGCCUCUGAUCCCAGGAGCACAUCAAUAGUAGACUCUUUCCAACCUUUUCUUUACAAUAACAAACUAUUGAAACUACAGAGUAUUGUUAAUGGUUUCACUUUAAACCCACAAAGAAGAUGAGAUUUCUAGUGGUCUUAGCUUGGCACUGGGAGCCAGAAAUGUCUGUGUUCAAGUCCUGGUUCUAACCAAUCCCCCAAUCUGCCUCAGCUUCUUCAUCUGUACAUUGGGGAUAACAAUAUGUGCUCUCUACAAAGAGGCAUAGUGUGGGAGAACCAAUUCCAAGCACUAAAAAAAUAAAUAUUAAGUCUGAAUAAAGGAAAUGAAGAGUUGUGACUUCACCCAGCCUGCUAUGCCAAGCUAUUGGCUAUAGACUAUACCCUAAUUUACUGCAGAUGCUGGGUGCCAGGGAGGGGGCUGCAGGACACAAUUAUUGCCCUGACGAUAAUUUUCUUGCUUUUAGUGGGUUUAAGGGAAUUUCUUUAACAUAAUGUGAAUGUAGUUUAUUGUGAUUUAUAUGUACUACGAUUUGGAGUGGUACACCUUUUUUUUAGGAGCAGAUUAUUUGAUGCUACAAUAACAUGAAAAAUGUAUGUGUAGUUUAAAAUGAAUAGACAACAGCGGCUUUAAGAAACUCCAGAGAAAUUAUUGGCCAGAUAUCUUGUUCUUGUUAAAUAUGUGCCCCCUCCCCCUUCUAAUACAUCUCCCCUGCCACUCUCUGAACUUCCUAUACAUUUCAAGCUUCCUACAUAUGAUGUUUAUUCAUCAGGCAUAGAAAUAUGUCAUCGCAGCAGUCGGGGUAGGUGAGCUACAGAGGUAGUGAAGACAAUUUCAAGAUUCCAACAAAGGCCUUAUCAAACUCGGUGGAAAGGCUACCGCUGAAUUCAAAGGUGGAUGAAUUAUGUCCCAAUGCAGUUCAGCAAUUGCCAUUGAUAUAUUUAUUGUCUUUCUACCACAAUUACAAGGAUCUUCUAGUUAGGGCUUCACUCCUGGGGGUGGAAGGGAGGAGUUAUGAAGUGUUUGUGGGGGGUUAUGAAAGCAAUUACAUUGGUGUGAGCAACUGCAUAAGGUAUCCACAUGGGGUGACACCCAGUGAAAAAACAGGGCCUGAUUCUUCACUGCCUUGCAUUUCAGGUUGUUUACAUUUGUACAUCUGUAAAUGCUCCCACCCAAGAGGUAUAAUUUCCCAUUUGAAGGGUGGAGUUACCCAAACCACCUUCCAGUAGCUAACGUCAAAGCCUGAUCGGCUGGCAGUUGUCUGAGCAGUUAUUUUCUUCAGCAUAAGCAACCAGAUACCACCUCUUACUGUCCCCAUUUCUUGAUAUGCAAAAUCAUGGAAAGGAUGCUAACUUCCCGCCUGGAAUAGGAAGUAGUGUUAUGGAGGUGAGUCUGACAACAGAAGAUAGUUGUGAGUUAAAUAUCACUAGGCCUGGUCUCCUGUCUGUCACAGGAUUCCUGUCCAAAGGCACCUUGGAGUCAAUUCAUGUCUUCACGUGAUUCAGAUGGGUGACCCUGCACAUUGCAGUCCCUUCGUGGCCUACACAACAGGAAUGGUGCAGGCAGCAAAGGCCUCCAACACAUGUUUCAAGUCUGUCUUGCAGGGAUGCCCUCCUGUGACACGCAGUUUGGUUGCCAGGUUGCUCCAGCUCUUCACCUUGCUGCUCUGCUGGGAUCACAGGGCAAGGCAAUAAGCAAGGUUGCCAGUGGUGACAUGGAUAUUACUCUAUUAGCAAAUGGACUGAGAUGCAGAUACCACUGAGAAGGGUGUGCCCUGGAUUUGUGACUUAGCAUUUAAAGCCUACCUCACCCCUUCACAAAGCUUUGAGGCAUCCAGCCUCCCUGGAAGUAUCUGAAGGUAGCAGAUAUCACUGCAGUGAUCUGCACGUGGGUUUGGGAAAUGGCAUCUUUUAAAGGAGGGUGCAACCCAUGGAAUCUGCUGGAUUCAAGUAACGGUACUGCUGGGCUAUCUUUGAUUCUUGCUUUUAACUUCACCGUACUAUGCAGAGGCAGGGCAGUGGCACAUUGCAGUAGCGGGAGCAGACGUGGGGUUCGCCAGCAGAACCAGGCCACUAAAGCACAGCUCACUCAAAUCAAUGACUGGCAGGCUUCACACAUGCAACCAGAGUUAUCUGUGGCUGCUUGCUGAAACCACCAAGGUGAAUGUGGUCCUGAUAAGCACUUGGAUGUCACAGGGGGCUUUACCCACCCAACAGGCAGUGGGUUUUAGAACAAUUUUUGGUCAUCCAUGCAUGAUUUGCAAACGAGCCUUGUUCUUCCCUCAAGCCCCUUGCACUCUCCUCCCUCCCUUCUUCCCCAGCAUCCCUUCUAUAGCCAGGAGGGAGAGUGCUGUGCUGUAAUUAAUAAUUUUAUAUUCAAAUGCUUUCCUGAACAUGAUUUUGUUUUGUACAUAUUGGAAUAUGAUUUAACUUAUUUUUGUUGCCCCUCUUAAUUUUUAAGUGCUUGGGGGUUUUUUUCUUUUUGAAACAAACUCUCUCUCGGUGUGAAGUCCCCCUAUGUGCAUAGCCUGCUAGGAACAGCAGCCGCAGGCUUUACCAGCAAUCUCAAGGGUAGCAGUCAGAUGUGAUGUUGUGUAGUCAUUUGCUCUUGUCUGGAGUUUUGCUCAUGUUCUCCUGUCUUUCUAUGCCACUGUAUAAGGAGCACAGGAGAGAUAAAGGCUAGAUGAAGGCAGGGCAUUCAUUUCCUCCCCUUUUCUUGUAGGCUUUACCUAUCAAGGAACUCAGUUCUUAUCCCUUUCAGGUUGUGACUGAGGGUAAAAUAGAGAAAAAGCAGUGUCCCACUCCUCCCCACCCCCUUUGCCAUUGUAGAUCACACAGAUUCAGCUUCUUUGAAAGUGAUUGUGUCUGAGAUCAUCCACGCAAAAUGUUUCCAUUGGGCUGAAUGUGUCUAGUUUGCACUUUUCAUUUCACAAACUAAAAAAAACCCUGUUUAACUUGAGCCAAGUAACACCUACAAGCUUUAUAUAUUUAUUUAUAGCAUCUUAUGAAAAGAAGUGUUAAGGAGGAGGUUUGCUUUUUUGGUUUUAUUUUUCCCACAGCAACAACAAGUAAUUAAAAAAAAUAAUCAUCUAAUUGUUUCUGUCUAGAUCAAGAAUGAAUGUUAGCAGAUGAAAUAAACCCUAAAGCUGA